GCUGGUGCGAUCCGCCAAGUCGGAAGGGACGCCCGCCAAGUGCACCUGCCAAGGGCCUGUUCCGCGGUUCAACUGUUGACGUUGAAAAUCGCGGCAAACCAGCGUCAGUGCAUUAUUGUAUUCUUCUUCUACAACAUGACGCAUACGAAGAGAACUGCCUACCCCAAUAACUGAUUGUUCAGGUAGAGAAGCGUGUUGUACGGACGAAUACAAAGUCUGGGCGUGUCCGACACAGGAACCAGUAGUGUCCUCACGGUAAGACUCGCGGCUAGCUUCGGGAUCAACAACAUAAAUUGCUGUAAAAUCCGCUCGAAGACUCAUUUUCCGGCAUUUCCCAUUCAACAACUCCUAUCCAAUCAUGUCCACGUGCCAAUCAAGGAAGGCGGACGUGGAUUACGAUCUACCGUUGCACAUUGGAGCCCUCUUUAUCAUUCUUGGAGUGUCAGCGGGUGCUUGUGCGGUGCCAAUAAUAGCCCUCAGAGUACCCCGACUACGAAUACCAGCAAAUGUACAUUUUGGAUUUAGGCACUUCGGCACUGGGGUUCUCAUUGCCACCGCAUUCGUGCACUUGCUGCCAACGGCUUUUGUAUCUCUGGUCGAUCCAUGUCUUCCGCCUUUCUUCAACCAAGAUUACCCAGCCCUAGCAGGGGCGAUAGCGCUCGCAGCAAUCUUCAUGAUAACGAUAGCUGAGAUGAUAUUCAGCCCCGGUCGCUCUCUCUGCUCGGGUCCAACAUCUGACAACGCACAUGACCUGGGGGCUUUCUCUCAUUCUCGCAGAUCAAGUUCGACAAGAACUCGCCUGGAAAAUGACGACGGUGAAGCGCCAGCAUCAAUCACUCUACAGUUUGGACGCGCCCGCAGCGGAAGAUCUCACAGUAUCAUGAGACAAGUAGAACGGCGUAUCGACGCUUCGUGCGCUGACGGAGAUCAGCCUGCACCUCGAGUGAUCGAGGGUCUAAAUGAUUCAGUCAUUCCGGAGUGCCGCUCCAUCAACCUUCAGACCGGCUUAGAUAAAAAAGAAUCAAAGCAGCAUAGGAAGAAGCUUCUCAUGCAGUGCGCACUCCUUGAAUGCGGCAUCUUGUUCCACAGCGUAUUUAUCGGCUUGGCUUUGGCUGUAUCCACUGGAAGCGAGCAAGUCAUCCUUCUUAUCGCCAUUGCAUUUCAUCAGACCUUCGAGGGGCUGGCGCUUGGAUCUCGCAUUGCUGCCGUCGGAUGGAGACCAAACGCUGUUCGGCCGUGGAUCAUGGCAUUAGCAUACGGUUGCACGACGCCCUUGGGCCAAGCAAUAGGAAUAGCGACGCGGGAUCUCUACGAUCCUAACUCUGCCACGGGUUUGGUGAUUGUUGGCAGCUUCAAUGCUUUCUCCGCUGGGCUCCUCGCGUACACGAGCUUGGUCGAUCUGUUGUCUGAGGACUUCUUGAGUGAACAUAGCUGGAGGACCCUUCGAGGAAACAGAAGAAUUAUUGCCAUGUCUCUAGUAUUCUUCGGCGCGUUUUGUAUGGCUCUCAUUGGGGCAUGGGCAUAAAGGAGAGCCUAUGCAUUUAAUGUGCCCCAGGAAACGCCUUGCUUACCAGAGCUAGUCUACCGACUCUUAAAGUUAGACAAUGUUCGCGGCUGAUGCGGCAUAUAAAGCGUUUAAAGAUGGUUUAGCUCUUGUCAUAGUCUUCAUGAAACCGAGCUCGAGCGAUUCACGCGAUCACCA
This is a messenger RNA of Paraphaeosphaeria sporulosa, 1702 nucleotides long. Its product is annotated as Zinc/iron permease. The transcript has a single exon. Bases 359 to 1525 code for a protein of 388 amino acids. Gene Ontology annotation, biological process: zinc ion transmembrane transport. Lineage: Eukaryota; Fungi; Ascomycota; Dothideomycetes; Pleosporales; Didymosphaeriaceae. Gene Ontology annotation, molecular function: zinc ion transmembrane transporter activity. Gene Ontology annotation, cellular component: plasma membrane. The record is from RefSeq and is a predicted model, not a curated record.